Molecule: messenger RNA, 420 nt
Organism: Penicillium concentricum
Lineage: Eukaryota; Fungi; Ascomycota; Eurotiomycetes; Eurotiales; Aspergillaceae
Exons: 2
Source: RefSeq, a predicted model, not a curated record
GGAUCGGGGAAUUCCCUAAUUCGAAAAUGGGAACGUGGAACCGAGGAUUUAAACUCGGUGGACUCCGAUUCUCGGCCUUCAAUUAAUUUCUAUAAGAUUUUAGACAUAUCGACAUGGAGUAUGGGAAGGAAUAAAAUUGUAGGAAACAGAAUCCCGCAGUGUAUCCGGAUUGGGAGGCAAAUGAAGGCAAAUCAGGAGAUUAAUCAUCAUCCACCCCUCCGGCCCCCGGGCUUUCCCCCACUGAACGUUCAUAGAAAAAACCCACUUGUGGCCCCAACUUCUGUCUCCUUCUCUCCGGCUUCUAUCCUACAACAUCGCCAAAUUCACGAUUCACACGAAUCGAAAUACAAUCACCUCGCAGGUGCUUCGACAUCCAUCGCACUCGCGACACAUCCGCACCGAGCCGCAUUCGGUAUCUGA